UGAGUUUGGCCAGGAAAAAUGCAACUAUGGCCAUGACCCCGUUUGGGUGCGUCGGUCCCCCUUUUCAUUUAGAGAUUUGCCUGCAUCAGCAGCUGCUGCUGCAGCAACAGCAGCAACAGAAGCUGCAGCAGCAGCAGGAGUCGUAGCAGCGACAACCUCCACUGGAAAGGUAGCCAUUCUAAGGUACUUGCCGAUCCUCUGCUCGAGGGCUGCUGCAGCUGAGUCGGCCGCAGCAGCAGCAGCAGCAGCAGCAGCAGCAGCAACAGCAGGUGCAGCACUGCAUGCAGCAGCAGCAGCACCGGCAACAGCGGCUCCCACGGAUUUAGGCGCAGCAAAGGGGAGUGCGGCUGCCGCGGCGGCAGUGGCGGCUGCGGCGGCAGCAGCAGCAGCAGCAGCAGCUGCUGCUGCUGCUGCUGUAGUCAAAGCUGCUGCAGCAAAACCAGCAACAGCAAAAGCCGCAGCAAGGCCCUGCAGCUCUUCCUGCAUCUUCGCACAUAGCCAAGACGAAAUAAAUUACCAUCCCUUGGUGUACAAGCGUACCUCUUGUGCUGAUUUCCAUAGCAGCUCUAGCAGCAGCAGCACGUGCAUCAGCAGCUGCAGCAGCAGCAGCUGCAGCAGCAGCAGCAGUAACUGCAGCACGUGUGAAGUUUAUUACUGCCACAAGAUCCACGGGCCUCGAGAAGAGCGAAAGCCGCGGCUGUUUCUGCUGCUGCAUCGAUCAGCAGCAGCAGCAGCAGCGGCAGCAGCAGCAGCAGCUUUCGCCCCCUUCGUGCUGCCAGCGGAGUUGUGGGGCGGCUCUCUUGUGUUCAGAAAGUCUCCCUUCAAGACGCAAGCAGUACGGGUUCCUAGAAUAGGGCUCCCCUCCAGCAGGCAGCAGCAGCAGCAGCAGCAGCAGCAGAAUUGGCAGCAGUGGCAGCAGCAGCGCUUGUGUGGUGCACGGGGCAAUGCGUCGAGAGAGCCCUUUCCGAAGGCGCUGGCGACGAGAGGCAGCAGCAGCAGCAGCAACGGCUGUGGUGGCAGCAGCAGAACAGCUGCUAGCGCAGCAGUUGCUCCGAGGCAGCAGCAGCAGCAGCAAAUUCACCAGAAGCAGCAAAGCUACCAGCAGCAGAUGCAGAGCCGCAGCUUGCCGCAGCGUUUGACGCUGUGCGGUGCUGCUGCUGUCCCCUACAGAGUCACUUGUUCGAGCGGUGUUGCUCCUGCAGCAGCAGCAGCAGCAGCAGCAGCAGCAGCAGCGCCAACAGCAGCAUUGGAAGCAUCUCAACGGGUAGGCAGGCACAGGUUUUCCGCUUCGCAUCUACCAUCGGCAGCAGCAGCAGCAGCAGCAGCAACAGCAACAGCAGGAGGGUCUGCACUUAGUUCAGGCCCCUCGCACUUCCGCAUUGCUGAUGCUGGCAUAGGGCAGAAGCUGCAGCAGGUGCAGCAAGUGUAUCAGCAGCAGCUGCAGCAGCAGCAGCAACAGAUAUACCAGCAGCAGCAAGACCAAACAUGUCUGGAGGGCUUCUGGGAGCAGGUAGAAGGCAUUGGAUGUCAUAUGGCUCUGCUGCAGCAGCAGCAGGAGCUAUUCGUAUUUUCGGCAGCAAAAGUGCAACCACUAGCAGCAACAGCUGCUGCUGCUGUUGCUGCAGUGGGAAAGGAAGAAGCGUCCGAGCAUGAGUCCCCGAAAAUUGCGGGUGCUGCAGCAGCAGACGUCUUGACAGCCUGGCAAAUGCAUGCAACAUCAGAAGCAGCAGCACCAGCAACAGCAACAACAGCAACAGCAGCAGGAGUGUGUGUCUCUGCCGCUGGUGCCCCCACUUGUGCUUCUGCGAGCCAUGGCAAGGCCCCCCUACCAUCGUCGAUAACCCUGAGCAGAGCAUGCAGCAGCAGCAGCAGCUGCUGCAGCAGCAGCAGCAGCCACUGUGACUGGUCCAGCAACAGCCGUUUUUGCUGUCCAUUCUACACCGUGGGCGGCUGCUGCAGCGAGCAGCUGCAGCAGCUGCAGCAGCAGCAGCAGCACCGUUUGCUGAAUACUUGGUCUUGGCAGCCUCAGUCCCGCCAGGGGUUGCAGCUGCGGCUGCAGCUACAGCAGGAAUUUCUUGCUGCAGUACCGCGUGCGCCGCCAGGAGCACUGAGUGCAGCAGCAGCUGCAGCAGCAGCAGUGGAAGCUCGGGCAGCAGCAAAAAUAGCAGCACGUUUUGAUGUGGAAGAAUUUCCACCAAAUCCCGGAGAGUCCCCUAUUCGUUUUCUUCCUUUGAAUAAAGCAGCAGCAGCAGCCGCAGCGGAAGCGUCAGCUGCUGCUGCUGCUGCUGCUGCUGCUGCUGCUGAAGAAAGCAGUAGCCACAGACACUGGCUCUCACGCAGCAGCAGGUUAACCCCCCAGACUCUCAUCCAAGAGCAGCAGCAGCAGCAAGCAAACCGCGCGCAGCGUGACAGUAGCGGAGGGCUUUUGACUCCCUGUGGAGACGCAGCAGCAGCAGCAGCAGCAGCAACGGAAGAAGCCGCAGCAACAGAAGCAGGAGCAGCUGCAGAAGCAGCGGCAGCAGCAGACAUUUUCUGGGAGCAGCACUUACGGCCUCAACUGGAGAGUCUUCUAGCGAGCGACAGCAGCAGGUGCAGCAGGAGCAGGAGCAGCAGCAGUGGCAGCAGCAGCAGCAGCAGAAGCAGCGGCGAGUGCAGCAGCAGCAGAAGCAAGGAAGCAACUUGCUGCAGAAAGGCAGCGGGCAUCCUGUACGGAGCAGCAGCAGCAGCAGCAGAAGCAGCAGAAGCAGCAGCAGCAGCAGCAACAGCAACAGCUGCAGCAGCAGCAGCAGCAACAGCAACAUCAACAGCAGCGGCAGUUCCCUCUCUAGCACAGCUGGAGGCACUGCCGUUGUUGACUUCCGUGCAGGCAUGA
Eimeria tenella is the source of this 2872-nucleotide messenger RNA. RefSeq lists its product as uncharacterized. The record is from RefSeq and is a predicted model, not a curated record. The transcript has 2 exons. The annotation marks the transcript as partial. Gene Ontology annotation, biological process: regulation of transcription by RNA polymerase II. Gene Ontology annotation, molecular function: transcription coregulator activity. NCBI's taxonomy places the organism in Eukaryota, Apicomplexa, Conoidasida, Eucoccidiorida, Eimeriidae. Gene Ontology annotation, cellular component: SWI/SNF complex; nucleus.